Messenger RNA from Lethenteron reissneri (Far Eastern brook lamprey), 1973 nucleotides. RefSeq names its product peroxiredoxin 5 (gene PRDX5). Gene Ontology annotation, biological process: cell redox homeostasis; hydrogen peroxide catabolic process; cellular response to oxidative stress. Gene Ontology annotation, molecular function: thioredoxin peroxidase activity. Lineage: Eukaryota; Metazoa; Chordata; Hyperoartia; Petromyzontiformes; Petromyzontidae. Gene Ontology annotation, cellular component: mitochondrion; cytoplasm; peroxisome. The record is from RefSeq and is a predicted model, not a curated record.
CCGCAUCCACCAGACUCGCCCCGGUUCGCCCUCUGUCCGUGUCGCACUGCAGAGCCGAACCCUGUAACCACCGCUACCACCACACCCACAACACACACACCUCGUGCUUUAUUAAUUAUCCCUGCCGUGGUAGUGAUGCGUCUCAGCAUCGCUUCCGCGCUGUUACCCCGGAUCCAAAGGUCGCUGCUGCACACGGGAAGAACAGCGCUCAGCAUGCCCAUCAAGGUAGGAGAACGACUGCCCAGCGUGGAGCUGCAGGAAGGCCAGCCCGGCAACACGGUCAACGUUGCCAAGCUCUUCUCUGGGAAAAAAGGAAUCCUCUUUGCCGUACCCGGGGCUUUCACUCCUGGCUGCUCAAAGACCCACUUGCCGGGCUACAUCGCCAAGGCUGAGGAGCUCAAGUCGAAGGGGAUCGACGUGAUCGCCUGCGUGGCCGUCAAUGACGUGUUUGUGAUGACCGCGUGGGGCGACGCGCACAACGCAGCCGGAAAGGUGCAGAUGUUGGCCGAUCCUACUGGAGCAUUCGCAAAGGCUGUCGACUUGGUGAUUGACAAGGAGCCACUCAUCUCGAUCCUGGGAAACAAACGCUCGCAGAGGUACUCCAUGCUCGUUGAGGACGGCGUCGUCAAGCAGCUCAACGUGGAGCCAGACGGAACGGGUCUCACCUGCAGCCUAGCCGAGGGCAUACUUUCCCGCAUGUAGGCCGACCGAUGCUGUCAUCCCUGGCGCCCUGGAGCCAGCCCAUCGCCUCCAUACAGGAGGGGUUCCAAGGUUCUGGUCUCAAUGUGUGAGCACUUGCUUUUGCCCGUUUUGUUAUCCCGAUUUACUCGACGAUAGGAUUCUGCUUGCUGUUGAUGUUGUCUGUAAGCAGCUGCCGUGCACGCUCAGGUGUACCGAGGAUGCACUUGCCUUGGAAAUUAAGACAUAGAGUAAAACCUCGUAUUGCGAGCAUAAUUCGUUCCGGAAACGUGCUUGUAAUCCCAAAGCACUCGUAUAUCAAAGCGAAUUUCCCCAUAAGAAAUCAUGGAAACUCGGAUGAUUCGUUCCACAACCCAAGCAUAUUCAUGUAAAAAUUAUUAAUACAAAAUACCUUUUUAUAUUUAUAUUAUUUAAAUUUAAUAUAAAGUAAUCAAAUUUAUUAAUUACAUUUAAUCUUGGCUGGUGUGAGGGAGAUGAGAGAGAGGAGAGGAGGAGGGGGCCAUUGUUGCAAUACAGUUACUAAAGAACAGUCACUACACUUGGACACAAAUUAAAAAAAUGCUUUACGCACACACUCGUGGGCACAACACUACAGUAAACAGUAUACGCUCGCACGGAUGUUGACUAUACAAGUGAGGCACGCCGACUGAGACCGAGCAUGGGAGACGAUUACCCACAAUCCCGCAGCGAGAGAGAGAAGAACCAUCGGCUCAGUUGUGAUCACGUGACGCUCGGCAGACAAAGCGUAUACUGUGCGUACUACUCGUAUUGCAAGACCUCGCUCGUUUAUCAAGUUAAAAUGUAUCAAAAAAGUUUGCUCGUCUUGCAAAACACUCGCAGACCAAGUUCCUCGCAAUCCAAGGUUUUACUGUAAUUGGGUACAUUUGACAUUGGUGCCAUUCUCGUAGUGUUCAAGGCUACCGUCACCAGUGAAAUGUUACUGAUACGGAUAGUGUUGAAACACUUUGUUUAAGGUUUCAAAGACAGGGUAUCAGUUGGAUAAAUUAAUAAAAUUUUAACAUUUGCUCAUGAAUGCUGCAAGAAUUAACAAACAACGCGAUGUACAACGGUAAAUGUGCAUAUCCUCCAUGCAAUACGCACAAGUGUUGCGUAUGAGCUAGCUGUAUUAGGUCAAUAUCAAGGUAAAAUAUCAAGGUAAAAUGUAUGCAAUGCUUAAGAGGGUGAUUUUAUAAAUGAAUUGUGCUGUCUGGUCUUGUAUCGCAUUAAGUCAAAACGGGAUGCUUGAAAUGCACUUGAAUAAAAUGAAAUGCUCA